Protopolystoma xenopodis is the source of this 399-nucleotide messenger RNA. Lineage: Eukaryota; Metazoa; Platyhelminthes; Monogenea; Polystomatidea; Polystomatidae. The record is from the annotation of a GenBank genome assembly.
AUGGCAGAGAACGCCGAUCUGGUUGAGUUCUACGGACAAUUAGCUCGAAGCCUGAAUCCAUCCAAUUUAGCUGGUUAUAUUGAUGCCUAUAUCAACCGCACUGACCUGGGUCUCAUUCGACCAUUGAUCUCUACAGGCACCUCAGAUACUCAUUCGGCACCCAUUGCCACCGCUGGCAAAGAGCCCUCGGAGGUCGGUACUCCUGCACCUCUCUCUGUGAUUCAAACUGAUGUCUGCCUAGUGACUGGGGAUCGGGCCACAGAUUUGUCGAGGGCCCUGGCUGAUAUGAAUGGCAGGAUGGACCCGAAGAUAACUCAAUUCAUUUUGGUAAGGUUUAUUGAGUUUAGAAGUGGUUUGACCUCGUUUUCGCAACUUGGUCGUAUUUUAAUCGAGGCCUAG